Molecule: messenger RNA, 2062 nt
Organism: Hypomesus transpacificus
Lineage: Eukaryota; Metazoa; Chordata; Actinopteri; Osmeriformes; Osmeridae
Gene: nup107
Product: nucleoporin 107
Exons: 16
Coding region: 159-1865 (568 amino acids)
Biological process (GO): mRNA export from nucleus; post-transcriptional tethering of RNA polymerase II gene DNA at nuclear periphery; regulation of DNA-templated transcription
Cellular component (GO): nuclear pore outer ring; nuclear pore
Molecular function (GO): structural constituent of nuclear pore
Source: RefSeq, a predicted model, not a curated record
UCACACACCCACACACACCCACUAACUCUCUCAUACGUGUGUGUGUGAGUGUGUAGGACCCAGACGCCCCUAUCAGACAGAAGCGGCCGCUGGCAGACCUGGACAGGGAGGAUGACUCCCGGCUGCUUAAGUACCUGUUCACCCUCAUCAGAGCAGGCAUGACGGACGAGGCCCAGAGGCUGUGUAAGCGUUGUGGUCAGGCGUGGAGAGCAGCUACUCUGGAGGGCUGGAAGCUGUACCACGACCCCAACAUCACCUCCGGCGGUACAGAGCUGCAGCCAGUAGAGGGGAAUCCUCAGAGGUGUGUGUGGAAGGUCUGCUGCUGGAGGAUGGCAGAGGAGGAACAUUUUAACAGAUAUGAGAGAGCCAUCUACGCUGUCCUGAGUGGCAACCUCAAACGGCUGCUGCCGGUGUGUGAGUCGUGGGAGGACAGUGUGUGGGCGUACCUGCGUGUGCUGGUGGACACCCUGGUGGAGCAGGAGGUGCGGUCCUCAGGCAUGGCUCACGACGAGCUGGACACGCUCCCCAGAGACUACCUGGAGGCCAACUGGACUCUGGAGAAGGUGUUUGAGGAACUGAAGGCCACCGAAUCCAAGAGGGUGGAGGAGGAGACCAGAGAGCACUACCACGUCAUCCAGAAGUUCAUCAUCCUGGGAGACUUGGACGGCCUUCUGAAAGAGUUCAGUGAUUGGCUGUGUGGGCCCAUGCCCCUCCCCUCUCACCUGCUGCGCUUCAUGACACACCUGGUGCUGUUCUACCGUAGUAUGGGGACCCACCUGAAGGAGGAGGUGUGUGUGGAUGUGCUGAAGGCGUUUGUCAGCCUGCUGGGCCGGGAGAAGCAGGCGGAGCUGCUGCCAUUCUACUGCAGCCACCUUCCCGCCCCCCUGGCCACCGCCUCCUACGCCCUGCACCUGGAGGGCGUGGCCGACUGCUCUCAGAGACGACGCUGCCUGGAGCUGGCUCGCCAGGCUGGUCUGGAGGUUGCCGCGGUGACGAAGCUGGUGGUGGAGAAUGUCAGAGAGAGAGACGAUCAGGAGUUUGUUCAUCACGACCUCAGCCCCGCCCUGGAUACAGGAACCUCCCCGGAGGACCAGAAGAAGAUCGAUGUGAUUGAUUGGCUGGUUUUUGACCCCGCCCAGAGGGCGGAGGCACUGAAGCAGAGCAACGCCAUCAUGAGGAAGUUCCUGGCCUCUAAAAAGCACGAUGCAGCCAAGCAGGUGUUCUCCAAAGUUCCAGAAGAUUCCAUGAAGGAGAUCUACCAGCAGUGGGAGGAGCAAGGCUCGGCCACGCCCCUUCCUGCCGAGGAUGAGAAUGCUAUUCGUGAGCACCUUUGUAUACGGGCCUACCUGGAGGCCCACGAGGCGUUUAACGAGUGGUUCCGGCAGGUGAGCUGCCCCCCCCAGCUGCCCUCUCUGCCGCCCCAGGCCUCCUUCACCCAGAAGGUGGCUCACGAGAUGAGGGAGAAGGACUACCAGAUGGAGUAUGACACCUGGAAUGGCCGUCUGGACUCUCUGACAGAGGAUGUGAAGGAGAGGAUCUACAACGUGCUGCUGUUUGUAGACGGAGGCUGGAUGGUCGACGUGAGAGAGGACUGUGAGGAGGACCCGGAGCGUGUCCACCAGAUGGCGCUGCUGCGGCGUCUGUGUCUGCCCCUGGUGUGCUUCCUGCUGCUCAGUGUGCUGCAGAGGACCCAGCGCCUGCCGGAGAGCCUGCGCCUCGCUGACAUCAUCGCCUCCGACCAGCACCGCCUCUACCAGGUGUUCUCUAAGGAGGAGUUGAGGAAGUUCUUACAGAAGAUGCGGGAGUCGUCUCUGCUCCUAUUGGACAAGGGCUUGGACCCCCUGGGGUACGAGGUCCAGGCUUGAAGAGCAAACACACACACACUUUCUAACACACACACACACACACUUUCACACACACACACACACACACACACACACACACACACACACACACACCUGUGGUUCUGUUGUUCCUUUCUUUUGUUGACAUGUUUUUGUAGCACCCAGCCCCACCCUUAAAACAAUCAGGUGAAUGAAAAAAUGUCCUUGUUUUGUAUGAA